CUUGUUGCUGAUGAAGAAAAAAGAGUUGGCUCCACUUGAAGCAUUAUGCCAUAUGUGAAUACGUAGACCGAUACCGAAAGCAUAAAAAACAGUCAUGUAGCUUUAUCGUUCUCGUCGUGAAAAUUGCACCAGGCACGUUUAUUUCUACACAUCUUCGUGAUUUGUUUGAUUUUGCUGCAGAUGCGGUCGCGGCGUCCUUCGAUGGCUCUAUUGGUAGCUCUUGCUCUACCUCUCUGUCGUCAUUUUUUGGUCCAGUCCGUGAGUGCCGAAAUCUUCACUGGCACUGUCCGUUCGUCCACGGAGUGGCCUGUGGUGGUUGCGAAGUUUGUGUACGACUACAAUCCCGCUUGUUUUCCCCCGUCGUUCUGCCGCCCAGACCAAUACCCGGGGGAACUGGACUUAACAUACGAAGUGACCACCAUCGCUGAUGACGGAACAACAGCUGGAAGCUCCUCCGGGGGAGAUGCAGCAGCUUCGGCGUUUGGUUCCACGACAAAUGGGAAUGGGGCAAACAGCGAGGCAGCUUCAUCCGCCAACACUCUACAUUCCUCCCAGUCCACGCUAGCUCGGUAUGCGGGCCGGAACGCGAAACAGGAGGACACGCAAUUUUAUUUCGGGUUGCUGGAUGAUGAAAUCGCCCAGUUUCCGCGCCUGUUCCCGGCCGGUACGGUGUCCUUUCUCGGAAGCCCCACACAAUCCGCGUACGAGACCUGCGAUCAGGCUAUUCUUUGAAAAUUUACCAUGAUGCAUCUUUCCGUCCAUUUUUUGCGAGACCGAAUACAGAAUCUAGAUCUGCGUUCACAUGUUUUGCAUGACAAAAAUUGGAUCAUGCUGGGGAUCAUGGUCAAGUUUCAAAGAAUACAGCUGUUCAACAACGUCGCCGGCAAUUGGCUCCGACUGGAGCAAGGCGACGGCGAGAUGGUCAAAGUGACGGAUGACGGGGACAUGGGUGCAGCCGCCGUUCCGGCUGGUGCUGCCGGAAUGAAUAUGAAUAACAUACUGCUUCGGGGCGGGAGCCCAGCAAUCUCAAGCGCUUCAUCGAAACUUCCUUCCACCGGUUCUACUCCAACAGCGUCGCAAAACCCCUUCGCGGCUUGGUUUGGCGGUGGGCAAAGUGGUGGACCCACGUCCGCGGAGAUUGCGGGGAAGUGCACCGCCACGUGGUCCGUGGCGUUUGCAAAUCAGUACCUUCUCGGCUGCGUUCCGAACGACAAUUGCAAACCCUGGAGCACGAUGGAAGCCGCGAAGCGUGCGUGCAUCGCCCAGGGCCCGAACUGCGGCGGGAUCGUGGGGGCACCGACUGCCGAUACUGCAAGCGGGGGGAGCAACAGUAAUAUUGACGCCGGGCAGCAGGCAGCCGCUCCCGCGAAUACUAACUUGCAGUGUCGCGCGUUCAGCCACGCUGUAAACCACUGGGAGAUCCGGGAGGGGAGGGAGGUGCUUUACGCAAAGGACCAGAACGAUUUGGCCGCCCGGGAAUCGAAGGAAAUCGCGUACAAGAAGACCAGCACAAACAGCAACACCGCGAUCACCUUCGCGCCCGGGGAGCCCUGCGCGUGGCUGGCCAACUGCGUCGCGGGCGACGAGUGCAAGAAGUACUACCAGCGAAGUGACGCCGAGCGAGCCUGCAUCGCCGCGGGGGAGACCUGCGGCGGGAUCGUGUCCCGCCCCUGCGGCGGGGACAGCCGAAUCGCGUGCGACGAAGAGUCGGCCGGGCGGCUGGGCUCCUCCUCGCCGAUCCAUCCGGAAAACAUCCACCACUGGGAGAUUCGAAGGGGCGCCAGCCCGAUGGGCCACACGCAGGAGGUGAGCUACCUGAAGCACAUGUCCCUGGACUGCGACGUGGUGCCAGCAACCGGAAUAUCCUGUGCAAAAGUAUCGUACUCGUACUAAUUGCAGAUAUGCAUCACAAAUCCAACUUUCUACCUGAAAUAGCAUGACAAAUUGAAUUUUUUUCUUGGAAAAAUUUGUAAUGCAUUUUAAUGAUACGAAUACUAUACGGUACUUUUGCAAUGCAUACGGAAGCUCAGAAACCGUGGACGGCGACGGGGACGCCGCGGUGGCGACACUUCAGCUAGGCGACGCCAGUACAACGAAUAAUUCUAAAACCCCCUUCGUCUACCUGAAGGGGCGGCAUCGGCAAUCCAUCCUGCAGAAGUGCAGGCGUCGCGUUUGGCACUUCUUGUUUCUCGCCUGCAGCGACCGACCAGCCGCGGGAGGUGAUACAACUUUUUCGACGAUCACCGGGCAGCCGCUGUACGAAUUCAAGUACACGAUACGGGCUCGAAAUACGCUCAAUGGCUGGGAAACCGAACUGGGCGCCGACGAAAACCAGCUGUUUCCUAUUUUGCUCUUUCAAAUUUUCUUCCUCGGCACGUUAUCUUGGCAAUUACGACCCAAGAUGUUCUCGAUCUCGACGGCAUCAUCAAAUGUUGGAGGUUCUACAUCGCCUUUCGAAAGAGACCUCAACUACGCGUUUGCCGGGGAGUUUUUCGGCCCGCGCGCGAUCCGGGGGAAAUUCUCCCUCACCGGAUUGGUCCAGCACGGGACGUUCAUUCUUUUCGCCGCAGCGGUCGUGCGUGCGGUGGAUUACCCUCUGAAAGCGUUUUCCGGGCAGCAUUUCGCUUUUUUCGGCUUUGUUGACUUCACAACCAUCGCAAGUCUGGUCGAGGCGGCGGGGAAAGCCUGUCUAAACCUGAUCUUCCUCUUCUGCGCCAGCCAGUCCCCCAGCCAAAUCAGAAGGUCCGCGGCACGGUUCGUUUCCCAAAUGCGGAAAUCGAGCAAUUUAGUGGACGGUAGUACGUCUGCGUAUGCAGGAGGAAUAUCCCUUAUUUCUACGUCCAACUCUGCCACCAGUUACUACAUCCGCAACCUGGCCGUGCUUUUUUUCAUUUGCAACGUCAUCUUAGACCAGUGGUCGCGCGCUCGGCACCUGAAAACACUGACCACCGUGUACCAGUACGACACGGCCCCGGGGGAGAUCGUGGUUUUGCUGGAUGUGGCGAUGUUGGUUCUCGUUUGUUUCCUUCUAUUCCGUUCCUUCUACGGUGACCCAAGGUAUCGGUCCAGAUUGUUCUUUCUGCGGUACGGCGGCCUGUUUCUGUUCUGGUUCGCAACUUUGCCCGCCGUGGCCAUCAUCGCACCUCACGUGGACCCGUGGGUGAGAAAGCGAACUGCUUUCAUCAUCAGCGCUUUGUCGCUUGAUUUUGGCGUAUACCUGGCAAACCAUUUGGUCUUCGGCUGCACGUUGAUCCUGCCAAAUGCACAGAAAAAUAAUAGUGUCUCGACGUCAAAGUCCACCACAGCGGGGUUGUACGAGUACGUAUACGCCAGUGAAACCUUCCAGGACGAGGACAACUCCGACGGGGAUUUUGUCAACUACGACGACUUUAACAUGGAACUCAUCGAACCGGGCGGAGGUGGGAACAAUACGACGAGAACCUCUUCUAGAGUAGCAGCAACGACAAGAAGUAAAAUGAACUCGUCCUCGCACAACUUCCACGACGGUCUCGAUUUCACGCCGGAAAAAAGACCGUCGUUGACAUCGACUUACGGCAGCAGUGGCUUGACAAAUUACAGCUCGUUAGGUGGUGGCGGUGUACUGGACGAUUAUGGCAAGGGCGGGGCCGAUGAUCUGUUUUUCGAGGAAGGGCACGCGCUCUUGUGACACCAGCGUGUCCUAGGGGUUCCUGUCUUCGUUAGCACCGCAGUACUUUUCGACAUCCAUGCAUUCAUUCUUAUUCGAAGUGCAGCCAUAGCAUCAAAAGCGGAUAGAGACAUAUGAGAGAAAAAGCACUUCAUAUAGCUUGCUGAGUCUCCGCAGCUAGGCGGUCUUUCGUAUACAUGGAAGAGCCGCGAGCCGAGAACUUAUGUUCUGACAAGCGUCGACUGUGCAAAGCCAGAGCUAAAGACCAAUCAGCAUAAGUACUUAGCUGGAAGUUCGUGGACGAAGAUCGAUGGAAAUUUUUAAGUCGUGUCCCAUAU
Molecule: messenger RNA, 3984 nt
Organism: Amoebophrya sp. A120
Lineage: Eukaryota; Dinophyceae; Syndiniales; Amoebophryaceae
Source: the annotation of a GenBank genome assembly